CGACCACGAACUAAUCCCCCACCACCAGAAACACCCCGUUCCAUCUCUGAAAUAUGGCUAUGAGCAUGAAGCCCGGCUACAAUGUCAAGUCAGACGCAGGCUCUAAGGGGCCUACACCUCAGUCGACGGGCACGAUUGACCUGACGCCUAUGGGUCUCCUCAACGACGCCAACAACUAUGUCCUCCAGCAGGACAGCGUCUACAACUUGCUCAAGUACGCGUGGACUGGCGUGCUGCUCCCUACCUCCGUGGCCGAGUACUGGACGCGUGUGCCGGUCUCGAACGAUGUCAAGGACCAGGUGUCCGGCCUCCUCAAGCCGCUCCUCGAGUCGUAUGCGAGGGCCAAGGGUCACUGCACGACGUUCAAGCAGACGACAUACCCUAGCAUCGUCGGGCUUGCCAGCGACGUGUAUGAUUAUGCCCAGGACGCGGGGGGUAAAACGCAGGACUCGUACUACGCGAACAUCGUUUCGUCCAUCAAGACCCUCGCUACUGCCACCUCGCAGGAGCAGAAGGACAACCUCGUCGAAACUAUCGGCUCCCUCGUCGAUAUGGAGACGCAGUCCAUCGACCAGAACAUCGGCAAUGCGCAGACGGCGAUGCAGAAGCUUCAGGAGUUUGGGAGGCAGAUGAAGAAGGAUGAACUAGUCAUGAGAGAGAGCGAAAACGCCAUCAUCAGCAAGCUGAAGGACAUUAUCGGAGACGCCGACGAGCUGCAGAAGAAGCUCGAGCGCUGCCGCGAGAAGCUCGCGGCCGAGGAGGCGGAGCUCGAGCACGACAAGAUUGUGGCUGCGACCAGUCUCACCUAUGCUUGGAUUCCCGGCGUCGGCACCAUCACUGCUACUGUUGUGGCAGCCCUCUACGGCAAGGAGGCAAAGAAGAUGGCCGAGCGCAUCGACGACCUGAAGAAGCUCAUCGCUAGCACGGAGGAGGAGGAGAACAACCGGAACCGCGCAGGCGCGACCCGCAUCAUCGCCGACCUUACAGCCGUCGAUGCGGACCUCCGCAACCUUCACGCUCUGACUAUCCCUGCUGCGGGAUGCAUCGAAGAAGUGAUCAAGACAUGGAUGACGAUCGCGGAUGCCCUCGUGACACUCAAGGACAUGGCGAGCAAGGACCCCAGCGCGGCGGAAGCGGCUGUGGCGAAGAUCGACCAGAGCCAGCUGGUGGAGAAGUGGAAUGCGCUCAAGGUGGCUGCCAACAAGUACAGGCAGGCCGCGUUCGUCGUGGAGGAGCCUCCCAAGCAGACGACCCUGGAGGAAUUGUCGAAGCAACUGCACGGGCAGGCCGCAAGGGCCAACUGAAGCUCUCCGAAGUUGCAAACAGCGCAAGGCUCGCUCGCAUCCCGUGCUUAUGCCAACGCUUCUCUGUCAAUGUAUGAAUACUCGCGUACGAAGAUGUUGUAUAAAGGCUUGGAUAGUUGAAUGUUGAAUCGAAGUUGCUCUUGUGUGUCC
This is a messenger RNA of Schizophyllum commune H4-8, 1454 nucleotides long. RefSeq lists its product as uncharacterized. The coding region runs from base 54 to 1304 and encodes 416 amino acids. Gene Ontology annotation, cellular component: membrane. The record is from RefSeq and is a predicted model, not a curated record. NCBI's taxonomy places the organism in Eukaryota, Fungi, Basidiomycota, Agaricomycetes, Agaricales, Schizophyllaceae. The transcript is spliced from 6 exons.